Messenger RNA from Conger conger (European conger), 812 nucleotides. It is a transcript of the gene elocb, whose product is annotated as elongin C paralog b. Gene Ontology annotation, biological process: ubiquitin-dependent protein catabolic process. The coding region runs from base 97 to 435 and encodes 112 amino acids. Gene Ontology annotation, cellular component: elongin complex. The record is from RefSeq and is a predicted model, not a curated record. The transcript has 4 exons. Gene Ontology annotation, molecular function: protein-macromolecule adaptor activity. NCBI's taxonomy places the organism in Eukaryota, Metazoa, Chordata, Actinopteri, Anguilliformes, Congridae.
UUUUAGAAAGCUUCCUGUCGCUCGAUCGCUUUUAGCAGAGCAAGUCCGCAGCCACCGGUCUUGGAUUAAGUGGAAGAGAACUGACUUCAAAUAACAAUGGAUGGUGAGGAGAAGACCUACGGUGGCUGUGAAGGGCCAGAUGCCAUGUAUGUCAAACUGAUCUCCUCAGAUGGCCAUGAAUUCAUUGUGAAGAGAGAACACGCCCUGACGUCUGGCACUAUCAAAGCUAUGCUGAGCGGUCCAGGCCAGUUUGCUGAAAAUGAAACCAAUGAAGUGAAUUUCCGGGAGAUUCCAUCUCACGUCCUGUCAAAAGUGUGCAUGUACUUCACCUACAAAGUCCGCUACACCAACAGUUCAACAGAAAUCCCAGAGUUCCCCAUCGCUCCGGAGAUAGCGCUUGAGCUGCUGAUGGCUGCAAACUUCUUGGAUUGUUGAGAAUAGCAAUACACAAUAUCACAAGCUUAACAUUUUAGGAUUUAUUCUCCAUUCAUGUUCUUUUUUUGUAUUUAUCUUUUUUGCCCUAGAAAUAGUAGUAUGAUGUUGUUUGCUGUGUAAAUUCUGAAUUAUUUUAUUUUUUAUUGUUUUUCUUCCAUACAAGGUUGCCUGUUCCCCUCUAAUGCUGCAUUACUAUUAUUGCAGUCAAGACUUUUAUUUUGGUAUAAUAAAAUGAUUUGGCUGCCACCUUGUUUGUUGCUGAAUGUCUAGACAUCUGUCUCCUGAAUCUGUCUUAAAAGAGCACAAUUGAUGUGCACAAUGUAACCGCAUUAUCGCAAGCAUUUGUUUUUGUUUAUAAAUAAAUAUUGAUUAUCAAA